AUGGAUAUCACGCGCCGUCGCAAUUUUACGGCAGCGAUCCCAUCCCCCCUACUAAGAAACUCGAACAACUUCGAAGACUUCGGGUGCUUUGAUGAAGAAGAGUGUCGCUUCUUCUUGCGUGAAGUGGGCGAGCGUGUCGUGCCAGUCUACCCUUUCUCUUUCGGUAUGGAAGAGGUGUACAGCUGGAUACUCGAGCGGUAUGGGUAUUCCGGACUGCCAGAUGCCACGAGCGUACUUCAGGAUCUGCUUGAAAGUGAUGGGACCGCAGGCGGCCUGGGAGACGACGGAGAUGUUUGGCGCUCGUGGCGACACAGUUGGAGACAUCGAAACGACGAUGCCCUCAAUCCUUUCAUUCCGAAGGUGGGAACCUUUAUCUUGCAGCCUCCGACUCUGCCACACGUUCGCAAGAUCAAGGCUCUUAACUUCAUUCGUAUGAGCGAAGAGUCUGAGAGAGAAGAGCCAGCUCGAGAUGCCGUUAUUGCUGGGAAGAGGAAGGCGUUUUGUGAAGUGACUCCAGAACGUGGCCGAGUCAUGCCAGCACCAACCACCACCACUGUCAAGCAGCAACAGUCGGAAGAAGGGGACCUAUACCGACUCCCAUCCACAACAUACUCCCAUCAAAGAACCAGGACCUUGCUGUCGUCAAGUCGUGGUUCGCCAACCUCGAGGCAAGAACAGUAUCAGAGACCUGGCACGGCUAGGGAGUCGAACAAGGUGCAUCAGUCUUUCGGAGGUUCUUCCCAGCCAAAGCUUCCCGAGGUCGAUCCGUUGCUAUUCGAUGCAGAUAUUGAUCCAUCGCUCCUGAUCACAUUUGGAAUGCUGUCACCGAGCAGACCUUCCGGAGAGACCGGUUUAAGCCCUAGCUUAAGAGGCGGCCACGGCGAGGCAAUCACUUUCCAGCCGAUCAAUUCCCAAGGCAGUCCGUCCAGCAAAAUUCCUGGGACGGUUCUCAGCAACUCGCCUCUACCCCGUAUUCAGUCCAGCCCAUUCCGUGUCUUUACUCCUGAAACUCCUCGAAGUCACGUCAGGACUGAUGCCAGCAUCCGCUCCAGCCGAGUCGUUUCGGAGCCUCUUCAGGUCUCAGUGAAAGAGGACAAGCAGGGUUCUGUGGAGCACGAUAAGUCAGUCGAGCGACUACGCAAGCUUUCAGACAGUCUCAGACCCUUUGUCCGGCGUCCAGCGGGGGACAACUCGGAGCGCAGCAAGAGAAUUCGUGCAAACCACCGUCAAGUUCGAAUACUGGAUGGUGUCAUCCUUAAUCCCAAAGUCCGCAAAAGAUUGUCGUCGCCUCCAAUAACUGCCGUGGAAGAUGAGGUGCCGGUCGAGGACAAGAAAAAAUCAGGUGUUCGACGCAGCCUUACGCCGGUGUGGCAGAAACGCGAUUCUUCACGUCACAGCUGGAUGGAGAUCAUGCGCAAUUUUUUUCGCACUGAAGCCACUGCCAGCCAGGCUGCAAAACAAUCGAAGCGUGAGUCUUCAAAUCUUUCUCAGCCUGCAAUCAGACCUUCAACAACACCCCCAAGCCAUCACACAAACGACAACAGUCAGACUACUCAGCGAGAGCAACCUUCUUAUCUUCUUGGACUUGACGGCACCGUUGAUCCUCGACCUUUUUUCUUUAGAACAAUCGCGUUCAGGAUGUCGAGAAUGUCGAGAAUGGACUGCAAUAAGCCACUCCCAUUGAGCCCGCCUGGAAUCGCCCGCUCGUUGUCAGCUCACCCCGGAUUCCCCAACGCCUUCCAGCCUCGUCCUAGCGAUUCUGCUAUUCUCACUAGAGCCAACACACGCGCAGACCUCAAGCGCAACCUUCAGGCACUGACAGCGCACGCCCUUAAGCGGAAAGAAAUCCCCGACAAGCACCAAUUCUGCCCUGUCUACGACGAGUUGGAAGGUUCCUUUGGUGAUCAGACAGCAGACCCAGCCAAGGCCUUACAACAGCCACUCUCAGCGCUCACCUACUCCAGUGUCACGAACGCCAACCCUUUCGUGCACCAGCAGAAUGUACCACCUUCGCCUCGGCAAUCACAACCUCCAUUCUCUGGCAUUACGUACUCGAGUAUCCAGAACGCAAACCCGUUCUUCGGCGCGCCAGACACCCCAAGUUCGGGCUUCUGCCCUAUUCCAACCUCGCGACAAGGCAACCUGGAUUUCUCCCUCCCACCGCCAGCAUCCAAAUCGCAUUUCUCGACCAUCAGUCCCCAGGCAUCGACCCUCAACCCAGCGGCCAGUGUGUUCACGCCGUUCAAGAACCUCAUGCGCAAGGGCAGCAGCUCCAAGGGCGUCAAUGACAACGCGACCACAGGAGGAUCGCCAUCUAAGCAACACACGCGCAAGAUCAGCCUUGGAAAGCUGGGCAAUUUGUUGAAGAACCCCUUCAUGUCUCAAGUGCCAACAGAGGAAAAGAUCGACCAAUGGAUGGCAGGAACUAAUGUUCCGUCCACUCGUCCUGCUGCUGCUUCGCCCGCUCGUCCUCCUGUCGUGUCACUUGAUCCGGCUUUUCAAGCCUACGUGUUGGGCCAGGUGGAGGGCAUCCUGGUCAAAUCGACCAGUGGAUUCCUCUUGCACUCUGGCAAAAUGAGACGACUAGACCGGGGUCUCGUCGAGCAGGUCGCUUCCGCCUGGAAGGAGGCCGGGCGUGCCCCGGUCAUCGACUUCUUGUACGACUGCCAGACACAACGGCAGCUGGUACUCCGCCACGCGGCGACGGUCAAGUUCAACAACCUGGACAACGACCGCUUCGCCCGUGCGCUGGAGCUGUGGUCGGCUCUCGUUGCGGCGCUCUCCCCCCGUGUCCUUUGUUUGACCGACAAGGUCAUCUUGGGACAUGUCUACGCCUUACCCGAGGUGCUCAAGAUGCUUCGUGCUCCUGAAGCCACCCGGUUGGCUGCGCGGGACCUGGGGCGGAGAGUCGCUGCCGAGGUCGACAGCAGGAAGGCUGCCGUGGCCAACAUGGCCGGGAUCUGA
Cladophialophora carrionii CBS 160.54 is the source of this 2964-nucleotide messenger RNA. RefSeq lists its product as uncharacterized. The record is from RefSeq and is a predicted model, not a curated record. The transcript is spliced from 5 exons. Lineage: Eukaryota; Fungi; Ascomycota; Eurotiomycetes; Chaetothyriales; Herpotrichiellaceae. The coding region runs from base 1 to 2964 and encodes 987 amino acids.